Molecule: messenger RNA, 4499 nt
Organism: Prosopis cineraria
Lineage: Eukaryota; Viridiplantae; Streptophyta; Magnoliopsida; Fabales; Fabaceae
Product: sister chromatid cohesion protein PDS5 homolog B
Exons: 28
Coding region: 95-4234 (1379 amino acids)
Biological process (GO): mitotic sister chromatid cohesion; DNA repair
Cellular component (GO): chromatin; nucleus
Source: RefSeq, a predicted model, not a curated record
CAUAAACCGCGCUCCCCUUUCGCCGUUUCACAUGCUUCACACACACGCAGACCCCAAAUUAUCCGAUUUUGGUUAACUGAUCGUUGCCGCUUCCAUGGACCAAGCCGUGCUGCAGCUCAUCUCCGAAAUUGGAGCUCGUCUCGGCCAGCGAAGUCGUCCUUCGAAGGAUUUCAUUGUCAAAUCCCUGCGACAAGCUGUAAGUGCAUUGUCUCAGUUAGAACAGUUCUCUCUAAUUGAAUCCGCUAAUGAAGCACAAGCUAAUAAUAAACAGAAAGAAGCUCUCAGAAAGCAGGAAGCUGCCCAAAAUCGAGUAGCUUCCUUAAAGACCCUUGAACACGUGAUCAUUUGCGAUCUGCUUCAACAUGCAGAUAAAGAUGUUAGACUUCUAGUUGCUAUAUGUGUCACUGAAAUUUUUAGGAUCAGGGCACCAGAACCACCUUUUGAGGACAAAGAUUUAAAGGGUGUGUUUAAACUUAUCAUUAGCACUUUUGCGGAUCUAGCUGAUACCUCAAGUCCACUCUUUUCAAAAAGGGUGAAGAUAUUGGAAACUGUGGCUCGGUUAAAAUGCUGUGUGAUCAUGCUGGAUAUUGAUUCUGAAGCUUUGAUUGUCGAGAUGUUCAAAAUUUUUUUCUCUGUUGCAAGAGAUGACCACCAUGCGAGUUUGAGAGAUGCUAUGUCUUCUAUCAUGAUUGAUAUAUUAAACGUAGGAGCUUCUCAGCAACUCUUGGAGGUGAUAUUACAAAAUCUUGUAAAGGGAAGAAAAGAUGCAACCUGUGCUGCUUCUCAACUAGCUGCAUUGGUCAUCAGUUGUGCAGAUGAGAAAGAGCUGAAGCCCCUUGUUUGUUGGUUUUUAACUUCUUGCAUAAAUGACAGAGAUGCUGUAAGCUCUGGGCUGAAAGAAUUUUACCAUGAAAUAAUUUUUAAAAUAUUCCAAUGUGCUCCUGAGAUGCUUCUUGCUGUCAUUCCAAGCUUGAUCAGAGAGUUAUUGGCUGAUCAGGUAGAUGUUCGGAUACAAGCUGUUAAUUUGGUUGGAAAGCUUUUUGCACUUCCAGAACAUCAUGCCGCACAGAAGUAUCAUGAUCUUUUUGUGGAAUUUUUGAAGAGAUUUUCUGAUAAGUCUGUGGAUGUUAGAAUUAGUGCCUUGCAUUGUGCUAAAGCUAUUUAUGUGGCAAAUCCAUCUGGAAGAGAAUUUCAUGAAAUUAUAUCUGCUGUUGAAGAUCGAUUACUAGACUUUGAUGAUAGAGUAAGAAUGCAGGCAAUUCUUGUUGCCUGUGAUCUUUCCAAGUCAAACUUGCAACUUGUACCAUCCAAACUAAUAUCUCAAGUCACCGAAAGAAUUCGGGAUAAAAAGAUAUCUGUCAGAAAGAUGGCCUUGCAAAAGCUUAUGGAAGUAUAUCAAGACUACUGUAGGAAGUGUUGUGAAGGCAGCAUGACAACUAGCGAUCACUUUGAAGAGAUUCCAUGUAAAAUUUUGAUGCUUUACUUUGAUAAAGAUUGUAAGGAGUUCAGUUCACACAGCAUGGAAUUAGUUCUCGCUGAUGAUUUAUUUCCAGAGCAUCUUUCCGUUGAGGAAAGGGCAAAUCACUGGAUACACAUAUUUUCUCUUUUCAGCCCUCUUCAUGAAAAGGCAUUGCAUACUAUUUUAUCUCAAAAGAGAAGGUUGCAAAGUGAGAUUAAAAACUAUUUGGCUUUGCGGAAGCAAUUGAAGGAAAAUUGGUCUGAAGAUUUACAGAAGACUAUUGAAAAUAUAUUCACAAAAAUGGCCUCAUUUUUUCCAGACCCCCCUAAAGCAGAAGAGUGGUUACAUAAAGUGAACCAACUUAAAGAUAAUAAUAUAUUUAACUCGCUCGAACAAAUGUUGGAGGAGCAGACUUUUGCAACCAGAAAAAUUAUCCAGGAUAUGCUUCUGAGAAUGGUUGCGGAGAGCAAUCCAUAUUUUGAGUUUCUACGUUCACUCUUCUCUAAAUGUUCAUACAACAUUUUCAGCUCAGAGCACGUCCAUUAUAUUUUAGAUUAUAUUUCCAAUUCCACAGUUGGAAACAGGCGCUUCGAGGAUUCUUCUGUAAAGCUUCUCCUGGCCAUUGUGAGAACUUUUCCUGCAAUCCUGAAAGACUCCGAAGAGCAGUUCCAAAAGUUGGUGGAACAGAAGAGCGCAGUUAAUGACAAGCUGAUUGAGGUCUUAGCAAAAGCGGGCUCUCACAUUUCGAUCAAACUCAGUGAUAUUUACCCAUUUCUCCAAAAAAUGUGCCUGGAGGGCACUCGCACACAGGCUAAAUUUGCUAUAUUGGCAAUGGCUGCUUUGAGUUCUGAUCAAUCAUUUUUCUCAGAUCUGUAUCAGGAACUUAUUAUUUCUCUUUAUAGCCAGCGCAAUCUUCCAACAGUUUUGCAGUCUUUGGGAUGCAUUGCACAAUACUCUAUUUCAACUUUUGACACUCGAGAUGCGGAAAUUACAAAAUAUAUUUCUCAUAAGAUUAUUCAAGCGGAGCACUUGGAUGACGUUCACAAUGCAACAUCGUCUGAUGGUUCAUUUGGGUGUAGCGAUCCCUCCCAAUUGAAGGUUUAUGGACUAAAAACACUAGUAAAGAGUUAUCUGCCAGAGCAAGGGAACUGUGUAAGACGAGAUUUUAUUGGUUUGUUGGACAUUUUGUUAAGAAUGUUGCAGCACAGUGAUCGUUAUGUCGGUUCGAAUUCUAGUGAAAGUGACGGGGCUUGUAUCAGAUUAGUUGCUGCAAAGUCAAUUCUCCGGCUGUCUAGGAGGUGGGAUCAUCAUAUUUCUCCAGAGAUUUUUCGCUUCACUAUUUUGAAUGCAAAGGACUCGUCAUCUUCUAUUAGGAGAUCAUUUCUAAAUAAAAUACAUAAAAUGUUCAAGGAGCGUAAGCUACCUAUUAGAUAUGCAUGCGCUUUUCCAUUGGCCAUGAUGGAUGGGAUUGAGGAUCUGCAAUGUCAUAGCUCUAAAUUUUUGGCAGAAUUUAUCAAGGAUUACAGCAUAGUAGCUCGAACACGGCAACUUUCAUCUGUGCAAGGGGCAGUUUUUGGUUAUCCAGCAUACGUUGUAGUCUUUCUGAUUCAUGUACUUUCUCGUGAUACUGGCUUUCCAUCUGAAGGCUGUCAAGAUGAACAAUUGUGUGCUGACCUCUGUAGUCCGCUGUAUAUUUUUAUGCAGGCAUUAGUCAAUUCAAGUAUUGUUGAUGGAGACCAGGACCUUGUAAAUGAUGCUGUAUUAUAUCUGUUUAGUAUUUUACGGGCUAUCAGAAAAGCUGAGGAUGCUGUCAAUGUGCAGAUGACUCCUAAGCUGCAUAUGCUGGCUGACAUUGGCAUAUUCAUUUUAAAUGCAUUAAAACACGGUGAAAUUUCUGCAUCACAAGCUCCUGGACAAAUUUUGCUGCCUUCAUCGUUAUAUAAAAUGAGUUUUGCUAAGAACAAUGCUAAUCCCAGAAAGACCUAUUUUGAUGAAAGCUUUCUGAGCUGCGUCUUGCAAAAGCUUAGAUCAUAUGUCCCUCAGGCAUGUGUUCAGAAGCCUCUUAGAACUCUUAAAUAUAGUCGCAAGUGUCAAGAGGAUGUUCCAAAGUGCAAUCUUAACACACACAUUACAUCCAAUUUGGCAUCUAACGAACCAGAUGAUUUGUUAUGGAGGGAAAAGACACAUGUGAGAACCGUAAGAUCUAAUAUCCCUCCAGGGAAAAGGGGGGGAAAUGUUGUGUCUUCCAUUAACCCUGGGCCAGUUGGUUUGCAUGAGUGUUCUACAAUUCAUUGGCAAAAGAAUAUUGCAUCUGAACCUUUUGAAAGAACUCUGGAAGGGAACCGACUUUCAUCUUGUGGUUCUGUGAGUUCUCUGGUUGAAUCACGCGUUUCAACCCGCAAGUCAAAAAGGACCGCAGCUUCUUUCCUAGAGAAUGCUGUGAGAAGUGGAAAAUAUACUGGUCAACCUUCCAAGCGCCCCAGAACCAAUCUCAAUGAUUCUCGUGGCACAAAGAAGGAAGAUGUACUGGCAGACUGUUCAAAUCAAUGUCACUUGUGGCACUGUGACCCCGGCAAACACUCUCGCCGUGUCAGGAUAAAGAAAGCUAACGCCACAACAGGAGGCAGAGUAACCAACGAGGGAACAUCACUUAACCACGAAAAUGCAAAUGAGAAUAGAAGGGGAAAAUCUACAGGGACUUCAGAGUCAGAAGUUGUAAAUACAAAUGAAAAGGCUGUGAGUCCCUCGGUAUCCCGAUCAAGACAAAAAAGAUAGACUACGAUUUUUGAGAAGCUAACUUUGGCGACCUUUUUUACUAUGUUGAUAGUAGUCAUUUCUGUUUUAGGCCUCCUUAAGUUCUGUAAAUUAUAAGGGCCUGCCUUGUUAUAACGAGAGGCUUUAAAUCACUUAGGUUACCUUUUUGUGGCAGGGGCAACGAGAGCUUUAUGGUUUGGUUGCUUUCUAUAUGAAUGCUUCUUGUUACACAUUCUUUGGAAAUGUUCUAUUAAUUUUACGCAUUUUAUAAUAGCCAAUUAUGUAA